Molecule: messenger RNA, 2299 nt
Organism: Hippocampus comes (tiger tail seahorse)
Lineage: Eukaryota; Metazoa; Chordata; Actinopteri; Syngnathiformes; Syngnathidae
Gene: msto1
Product: misato mitochondrial distribution and morphology regulator 1
Exons: 14
Coding region: 103-1869 (588 amino acids)
Biological process (GO): mitochondrion organization
Cellular component (GO): mitochondrion; cytoplasm
Source: RefSeq, a predicted model, not a curated record
CUUUUGGGAUGUCGCCGUUUUAUGACGUCAUUUCCAACCAUGUCGCAGAAUUCUAAAAUGAAAACGUUUUUUAUGUUAACAUAAUUUUCGCCUUCCGUCAUAAUGAGUAACAUUUGUAGGGAGGUCAUUACUCUUCAGCUGGGACAUUACUCCAACUUUGUCGGUACUCAUUGGUGGAAUUUACAGGAUGCAUCACUGUCAUAUGACCCAGAAAUGCCACCUGGAGAGAUCCAGAGUGAUGUCUUGUUUCGUGAAGGCCAAACUCUUGGUGGGAGCAUCACCUACACUCCGCGCCUCGUUGCUAUGGAUCUCAAAGGAAGUCUGCAGACUCUACGGCAGGAGGGAAGUCUCUAUGACACUGGCAAAGAAACGCCUGCUCUUUCCUGGGAUGGAAGCCUGAUGGUACAUAAAGAGAGCCCGCCUACGAAAAACUCCUUUCUUGAAGACCUGGACAUGUUGGAUUGUGGAGACGUACUGACAGAGGCACAUUUUUCAUCUGGCGCUCAAUCUCAAUGUAAACGUUCUCUAAACGUGGAUACUGUCAACAGUCGGCUUGCUCGAGUCCAGAAGAAUUACAAGCUGGAGGGCAGCGUCAAGGUCUGGUCUGACUUUCUGCGGAUCCAUUUUCACCCUCGCACCAUCUCCGUUAUCCACCAAUACAACCAUGAUGGUGAGGCUGAUCGUCUGGAGGCUUUUGGCCAGGGGGAAGCACUGUUGCAGGGGGCAGUGCUGGAGGAUCUGGAUGACAAACUUCAUUUUUUUGUGGAGGAGUGUGACUACUUCCAGGGUUUCCAGGUUCUGUGUGACCUGACGAAUGGCUUUGCGGGUCUUGGCUCAAAGGUCACAGAAAUGCUACAGGACGCGUACGGUGGUCGAGGAAUCCUAACCUUCGGGACGGCUCCCGUCAGCCACCCAAAUUCAACUCCAACGAAGGACCUCUACCAUCUGUUGAACUGUGCAUUAGGGAUGGUCCACAUGGCCAGUCACAGCUCUUUCUUCUGUCCGCUGACGCUGCGAGGAGGACUGGGCCUACGACCGUCGUCUCCCAUAAGCUUCCCUUACCUGAACUAUGACCCGUCACUUUGGUACCACUCCAGCUCGAUACUGUCUCUCGCUCUGGAUGCGCUCACGGUGCCGUACAGGCUGAGGAGCAACUGCAUCCCCAUGUGGCAACUGGCAGACUCGCUGUCGACGUCGGGGAGAAAGGUGGUGGCAGCUUACGGUGCCGUCCCGUUUCCAAUAACGCACGGCAGUUCGCUCCCUGAUGCCUUGUGCGCUUGUGACUCGUUGCCAUGGAAACCACUGUCUGCAUGCGCCGAAGCAGCCGACGGGCGAUGCUAUGGCCAAUGGGUGACACUCAAAGGCUUGGAAGGCCAAAGACUCACCAGUUCUGUUGCUCCGGGGAAGGAACUGCCAUCUCGCCUUCACAGCCUCCACAGCGGGGAAGACGUCCUGGCGUCUUAUAUCACAUCUUUCUAUCCUACGGCUCCUCUGGCUCUGCAGCUGGUAUCCAGGCCCAGUAAAGUGAUCCCACCUUUCCCCCAGAUAUUCAGUCAGUCUCUCAACAAUCGAGGUCUACAGGACAGCCACCUGCUUCCAACCAAUCCUCUGGCCACCCCACCGGACGUCUCGUCUGUACCAGUCAUCACAUCCCUCCAGUCGGGGCCUGCGCUGGACCAGUGGCUGUCGGAGUUGCAUCGCAGCGUCAGCGCUUUUGACAUUCGCCGGGUGGCCCCCAGCUUUCUUUCGCAGGGACCCGAAAUGGCAGACUACAGCGAAGCCCUGGAGCAGUUGCGCUUAUUGGCUCGGAAGUACCGGGACGAUAGCGGCGGAGCGACACGCUCAUCUUCUGAGGACGACGACGACUGACGUUGGGUUGGACGGACUUGUUUAAAUUACAUCAUGCUUACACUCCCCCCUUGAGGUACAGUGACACGAAAGCGGAGAUUAAAACUGUUCACUAACAUGCCAAGUAGAGGAGCUCUUGGGAAAGUAAACAGCAACACUCAUCUUUUUUAGGAUCAUGUGACUCUCCAUAAAUCACUUUGCAAUUUUAGUAUGACCUGAUGAUUCGCGAUGUCACUUUUAUAUUUUGCGUCAUGAGAUACUGUAAAGUAAGAAAGGCAGCCCGGUACUGUUAGAAGUGUAAUAUUCCUCUGGGUGCCGCGUCUAAAAACAUAUGCGAGUGGAUGAACUUGUUACAUUCAAAAACUUAUGAACUGAAAAUGUAACUUCUGGAGUGAUGACUGACUUGCUGUUGAUAAAGUCACCUGACCUCAUUAAGUAUGACUACCAAUGA